This is a messenger RNA of Melanotaenia boesemani (Boeseman's rainbowfish), 8080 nucleotides long. Its product is annotated as up-regulator of cell proliferation-like. Bases 1975 to 6768 code for a protein of 1597 amino acids. NCBI's taxonomy places the organism in Eukaryota, Metazoa, Chordata, Actinopteri, Atheriniformes, Melanotaeniidae. The record is from RefSeq and is a predicted model, not a curated record. The transcript is spliced from 6 exons. Gene Ontology annotation, molecular function: GTPase activity; GTP binding.
AACGGCAUUGACCGAGGUCGUCUCUUCAUAUCUGAAAACUCUGCUGAGCAAGUGAAGCCGAGAACGUCAUCAUCAGAGCUCUUAGUGCCCAACGCUAAGCUUAAAGCCACUUCCUGACGUCUUGCUUUGAGGAAACUUCUGGAACCUUCUGCAUACCACGGAACCUGCAGUGUGGGAGGGAACGAGUGCAACGACCGCCCAGAGUAACGUAAGAGUUGCUAAACCUGCCUGAAGGUUUCAUUUACUGAACAAACGGCAUUGAGCGAAGUCGUCUCUUCAUACCUGAAAACUCUGCUGAGCAAGUGAAGCCGAGACCGUCAUCAUCAGAGCUCUUAGUACUCAAUGCUAAGUUUAAAGCCACUUCCUGAAUUAUUGCUUUGAGGAAGCUUCUGGAAACUUCCGGAUACCACGAUCACUCACCUUCCCUCAGAUACCACAGAUGCCACAAGAGAGCAAACCUGUAGCAAGAUGGCCGCUACUGAACUACUAAACCAGUGAAAUGGAAAACCACAGAAGUUAACUCUCCUGCACCCUUAUGUGUAGGCUGUUUUAUUUAUUUAUUGUUUUCCUUGGGCACCUGGUUCCACUGGACAAAUUUCUGUACGACGAUCUUCACUUGAUGACUCCGUAGAGCCGUUCUGCUUGGUGGGAUGUGAUCGUUGCAAGUGGAUUCUCCAGAUUGUUGGAUGCUGUUUCUGCUGGAUGUCCCACUGCUCCCAGGGAGCGGUAAGAACAAAUCUAAGAGCCCCAACAUUGUAAUUUCACUUUUUCCUGAGCUCAGACAUUUUUUAAUUUUUUUUUUAAAAGUAAGUAAAGAUCAAGAACAUAUUUUUAUUUUAACAUGGAAGCCAUUGAUGAGACGACAUAAGCAAAUGCUGUUGUCUUAUUGGUUCAGUUUAUGGACAAUAUAGAACAAAAGCUAAAAGUACUGAUACAUUUUUUCUUAUAUGUGAUGACUAUUUUUUGUGUUUUUUCUUACAUGUUUAAAUAAAUCUGUUUUUGUCAAAAGUGAGUGUGGUGUUCAAUGUAGGCUGGAAAUGUAAAUGUCAACCAGAACAUCCUAUUAAACCAACUGGAAAUUAGGUGGGAAUCUGAAUUGGAUUGACUCCUGAUCUGACGUGUCUACAAACACUUCUGAUAUAUGAUAUUAAAAACAAACAAACAAACAAACAAAAAACAAACAAACAAACAAAAAAAACAUGUCUAUGUUUACCAUUCCAUUAUUGGAUGUUUUACGGAGUAUGUAUGUGCACAGUGAUGUAACAUCUGUUUUUUUUUUUUUUUUAAACAUUAGUUUUUUAUUGAACAUGGUGGUACUUAUGCUUAUAGUAUUAGCUGGUAAUGUGAGCACUAAUAAGCCUGCAAAGUCAUCUUCAUGUGUAGGUUUUAUUUUGUUUAUACUUUGACUUCCUGCUACUGUAUGACAUUGUGGGGAUUUUUGUUUUUGUGUUGUUUUUUCCAUUCACAUUAUUACAUUCUUUACGUCUUUUGGAUGCAAGAUGUUAAAAAGAUGGAAGCAAUGUAGUUUUUUUUUAUAUAUGCAGAUGUAAAAAGACUAAAUAAAUGUGUGAAGGUGAUACUGUACCUGAGCCCAUGUCCUCCAUUCAAAGAAGGAUUUUACACAUUGAUAGCUUCCUUGACAUCUGUCUCGCACCAUCUGUCUUCUCUCUUGAAGAUGUGGACAUAACGCUCCUCUUUAAAGUGUAUUUGAGAUGCAGUUGGACCUCUGAAUCUUAACCUUAAACCUGCAGACUUGCUCACCUGUGAUGUGCCAUGUGUUUAUCAAGGUACCACUCAGCUUGUGUUUGGGUGUUUUGUCCUUUGGUGAACCAGCUUCUGUUUGAGGGUGAUCUUUGGUCUUGUAAACGUGAUUCUUUUAUUGGAAGCCCAAGAGCAGAAAGACCUAAGAGGAUCUUUUUAACCUCAGUAGAAAUUUAUUCUAACUCCAGGUAACAGAUAAAGCAAUACAUCCUGAUGGACUGCAUGGAGACAGAAAUUAUGCAAGACACAGCCAUGGCAAGUCCACGAGAGCAAGAUUUCUGUAAAACUCCUGUGACAAUGCAGAAUAAAACAUGUCCUCACAACAAGACAAACAUGGAGACCAUCGUGGAGGAUCUGGGGUUGGAGCAGUACUACAAGGAUAAGCUGCCACUCAGCAAGAUACUUGAGAUUGAUGCGAAGGCCAUCAGCGAUGAUCUGCUCAAGUGUAAAUCUGACCUUCCUUGGUAUUUUCUAAAGAAACUGACGAUGGUUAAUGUGACAGCUAGAAAUGUAAAAUGCACAUCAGACUGUGACUUGUACCGUGACCAAGCAUCAGAGACUACAGAGUUAGAUUUAGAUGAUCUGUUUAACAACGUGGAAACUGGUGAGAGUAUAAACCCUCUUGACUUAAUCACAGCUCUCUUUCUCUGUUCUGAUGGUUUUGUACAACAAGAAAUGGCACUAAAAAUGUCAAUGUGCCAGUUCUCUGUGCCUCUGCUGCUUCCCAACUGUGACACAACACAGUGCACACUCAUGCUGUGGGCAAUGAGAGAUAUUGUUAAAAAGUACAGACCUCAACAUCUUUUACAAUCCAAAGGCUUCAUAGAGGAAAGAAUUGUUCAUUCUCAACUUCCAAUGGUCUCUUUCGUGAGACUGGGUGACUGCUCCAUGUCCAAGUCAGAGAUCCUCAAUAAGCUUCUGAGCAGUUCUCAGCAGUACCAUGACACCUUUGUCCAUCGCAACAUGGAGUGUGGAGACAGUCCAAGAAAGAUAUCCAAUGGACUGACUGAAAUUACCUGGUACCUUCCUUGUGGAAACAAGAACAUGGACAUUUUUGUCAACCCAGUCGCUGUAGCCAACCUUCAUGGGGACAUUACUUCAUUUGAAACACAGUUCUCCUUUCUGUGUCAGACAUCGGAGGCAGUUUUUGUGUUCUUUGAUCAUUUGGAUGAUAAGUGUAAGCUGCUAAUAAAUACAAACUACAAAGCAAAGAUCUUUUUGGUAGGCAGCCCCUUGAGCAAGAGCGAAAAGACUUUAAAGGCUAUAAAAACUCUAGCGCCCAGCUUGGGCUUGACUAAAACCAACAUCAUUCUAAGAACCAAGGAGAAAAAUGAUGCAGACUUUGUUCAAGAUUUGAAGAAAACAGUCAGUGAUGUAGUUGAGAAGUCAAAGAUGAAGAUGUCUGUAGAGCAGAUGGUUGGCAUUGCCCAUGAACUGGGAAUAUUGGUUGAUGAAGACUCUCCAGAGUGCCAGGCUGGAAAGCAAAAAGCAGAUGCCAUCACCAGAGAGAUUCAAGACAUCCACAAAUACAAAGAAAAUCAGCUUCCAUUGCAAGGAAGAAUCUGGAAGGAACUGACUUGCUUAGAGAAAGAAGAAUUUCGACUUCGAAAAGCUGGGUCUGAAAACAUAGAGCAGUACAAGAGUGAGCUUCAGAGAAAGAAAAAAGAAAUGAGGAAAAAGCAGAACUCUUAUGACAUGUCAAAAGCUAUGACUUGCUUCAUCGAUGCCAUAUCCAGCCCAGGAACAGAGAGGUGUUAUUUCCUGAAAUGGAUGCGAAUGAACCUCGAUAACGUGUCUCGUACGAAACUGUCUGGACUCAGGGAGUUGUACAAAGAAAAAUGCAACACUUCUGUGAACAAAGAUGAGAUCAAAGAAAUUGACAUCCAACUUUCUAACAGCUCUUUGGGGGCUGAACACUUCUUCCGUGAAAUGGGUCAGCUCUAUGAAGCUUCGGUUUCCCUCCCAGAAAGAGACCUAUCACGAAAACAGUUGCAGCAUCUGCCUGAGCUGUGUGCACAGAUGUUGCUUGAUGGUUUUCCUCUUGAGCUUGUAGACGGAGAUGCCUCCAACAUACCUCUUAGAUGGGUGAGUGAUGUUCUCACUAAGCUCAAUGACUUGGCGUCUCCAAAGAACAAGAUAAUAGUAGUCACGGUGCUUGGAGUUCAGAGCACAGGAAAGUCCACCCUCCUUAACACCAUGUUUGGAGUUCAGUUUGCAGUCAGCAGUGGUCGAUGCACUCGAGGUGCCUUCAUGCUGCUCAUCAAAGUCAAUGAAGACGUUAAAAAAGUCUUCAACUGUGACUUUAUGGUAAUCCUGGACACUGAGGGCUUGAAGUCCCCAGAGCUUGCACAGCUGGACAACAGCUAUGAACAUGACAAUGAGCUUGCAACACUUGUUGUGGGGCUGAGCGAUCUCACCAUUAUUAAUAUCGCAAUGGAGAAUUCAACAGAAAUGAAGGACAUCCUGCAGAUAGUGGUACAUGCUUUCCUCAGGAUGAAGGAGGUGGGCAAAAAGCCUAGAUGUCAGUUUGUUCACCAGAAUGUUUCAGACGUUUCAGCCCACGAUAAGAACCUGCGAGACAGGAAACUGCUCUUGCAACAGUUGAAUGAGAUGACUCAGGCAGCAGCCAGAAUGGAAAAGAAAGAGGAGAACAAAAGCUUCACUGAUGUGAUGGUUUACAAUGCUGACACUGGGAACUGCUACGUUCCUGGACUCUGGAAUGGAAACCCACCAAUGGCACCAGUUAAUGCCGGAUACAGCGAGGCUGUCUAUGAGCUGAAGAAAACAAUCAUCCAUCUACUGGGAGAGAAUGAAACAUCGGCUCAAACCAUCUUGGACUUUAGAAAGUGGAUGACCAGUAUGUGGAAUGCAGUGAAACAUGAAAACUUCAUCUUCAGCUUCAGAAACAGCCUUGUAGCUGAAGCGUACAUGAGACUCUGCACAGAGUUCAACAAAUGGGAGCGAGAGUUCAGAAAAGAAAUGUUCACCUGGGUAACCAAAGCAGAAACAAGAAUUUCUAAUUUUGGCCUUGAUGAUGAAUCUGAAAGAACCGACAUAACAGGAUUUCUUACCAUACUGAAAAGUGAAGCCCUGUCAGUGCUGUCUAAAUGGGAGACGAAGCUCCUUGAAAAUCUGAAGGAAUACUUCAAACAAACAGAGGGCCAUGAUCAUCUGGUUGAAGGAUACAGAGAAGAAUUCUCAAACAGCGCAAAGAGCCUUCGGCGAGAAAUGGAAAGGUCUGUAAACAACCAGCUUUUGACAGCAGCUGACAUCAGACGGGGAAUGAAUGAACUUGAUAAGAUCAAGGAAAAUCAAUCUAAAGAAGUAGAAAAAGCAGCGUUUGAGUUAAUUGCUAAAUGUCGACAGAAAAAUGUGCAGAUGACAGAUGCAGAGCUGGACCAAGAAUUUGACAAGAUGUGGAGAGAAAUACUGAAUAAACUGUCUUUCUCUGAACACGAGCCCAAAGAUAUCUACAACAGUGUGUCCUACUCUCUGAGAAAUAAUCUGUCACACAAGGGGAGCCGUGCAUGUGAACUGCUGAAUGAAAAAAAUCUGAAAGCUUGUGGGUCAGGACCCUUCAAAUACACAGCUGAUGGAUGGUUUAACAGAGCCAAACACACAGUGAGCAAGUUGUUUAACAAUGAAGACCAUGUAAAGUGUGUACAGAAAAUGGCUGACAGCAUCAUAUCUGCCUGCAGGCUGUUUGUAGCUGAGAAAAUACAACAGAAAAGCAAUUACCAUGAUACUUACAUCCAGGACAUCCUUCAUAUCAUUGAUGAAAGGCUGCAACAGAACAACGAUGUGACAACAGACAUUGAUUUUGAGGUUUCUCUAAAGCAGCACAUCUGUGGAUUUGCUGCCAGAGACUUUCAGAAAAUACACGAAGACUUCGUACAUGAACACGAUCCCUACAGAUGUCUGAUGAAGGACAAGGAAAAGUUUCGUACAGAUUUCAAAGAUGUGUUCCACAAACGAGACCAGUGCCAGAAGAAGGCUAAAGAAUUCACAGAAAAAUACCUGAAGCCUGCUGUUGAAGCCUAUGUCAACCGUUACCUGGGUAACGACAUCACUGAUGAAAUGUUGACAAAGGAGCAGUUCAGUACACGGAUGUCCUUCCAGUAUACAAUUUUACUGGAUUUGCUUUCCAAGGAUGACUUCAGCAAGUAUUUAUACUACAUUAUAUCAUAUGAGGAUUAUGUGAAAACAUGGAUACUUUGUCAAAUGUUUCAGUAUUUCCCAGAUGCAAAGUCAAAGUUUGAGUUUGGAGACAGACGUCUUAAAACAAUCAUCAGUAACAUCAACAAUGCUAUAAACGAGGCUAAAAGAAGAAACAGCAGCGACCUGCAGAUGUUUGUUAAAGAUAUGUGCAAAGAGCUUCAUGAUAAGCUGGCAAUUUCCCAGGAUGCUCGUAGUGCAUUUAUGAUCCUGAACCAAGCAGACCAGGAACAGUUUGCUCACAUGCUCACACAGUCUGUGAAGGACAUGGAAAACAGUCUUAGGGAGAAUUUUAAAAAGACAACAUUUGAAAUGAUACUGGAGAAUCUCCACGUGAAGCCCCAGGAUGAGAUGUUUAAAAGACUGAUUGGUUGUGGGAAGCAGUGUCCUUUCUGUGGAGCUCCUUGUGAAGCAGGAGGAAACGCCCAUAAUGAACAUUUUGCUUCACUGCAUCGGCAGAGGGGUCUGGGUAAUGGCAGGUAUGAUGGAUCAGAAAAACUUGUUACUGACAUAUGCACCUCAGCUGUGAUCAGUGACGUUCCGUUUUACUGCAAUGAAACUAACAACCAAUGGCAUCCUUACAAGCGUUACAGGGAAAUUUUCCCAGACUGGGACAUCCGUCCAGAUGGGAGCUUCCAGGCAUCAGACUAUUGGAAAUAUGUGUUUACAAAGUACAACGAAAAGUUUGCAGAUGCAUUUCAUGGAAAGCCGGCUGAUAUUCCAAGUUCUUGGAAAGAUAUCACAAUCAAACAAGCAAAGGCAAGCCUUAAAGAAUCAUUUAACAAGAACUGAGAGUUUUCCUGCCUCAGUUCAUGUUGUACUUUCCAUUAAAAACUCCAAAUUCUAGAUUCUCAGUUACAAUUUUAAAUACCAUGACAUCACGAAGGCAUUUAAAACUCCCCUUUACCUACCUGUUAGACCAUACUGUAGGCUGCUUUCUCAGCAACGGUCAGGUCAUAAUCAGUGUGUGCAGUUCAGUGGUCUCUCGCUCAGUCAUUUAAAUAUAACUAAAGGUGUCCCACAAGGUUCAGUUUCAGGUCCCACUAUUUUUAUGAUCCACAUUAAAAUCCCUGAUGCAUCUUUACAUGUUUUAAGCUGACAGUUCUUUAUAGCUGUGCAGCUACGGUUGCCAUGGUGUUUGAACAUCUCCAGUUUGCUUUAGACAUAAUUUAGUCCCAGUUGUGUCAUUUGAAACUGCUGCUAAAUGCUGAUGGAACAAAGGUUGAUGGGAAAACUGUCCUUUAAGUUCCAUAAUGAACAUUUUGUAGGGAUGUUGAAACCAAAAUAAUUUUUUUUCUUUAGGAACAGAUCUUGUUUUCAUUCAUUGCUGUUAAAAGACUGUUUGCAGUCACCUUCUGACCUGUUGUUUAUGAUGACAUUUUCCAGCUCUUUAUACAUGUUAGAUGCUGUCCAUCGUGGAGCACUAUGUUUCUAUUUAACCACUUCCUGCUUUUGCAAGAAGAUAAUUUUUCUUUACUUCUUUUCCUUUGAUAACUAAUGUUUUGGUAGCUUUAACUGAAUAAUCUGUUUUCAAAUAUUUGUUGUAACUACAAGUGUGUUUAAAGACAUUAAAAGAAGUAAUGCAUUAUUUUUGUAAAACUUUGCCUAUAUGACAUUAUGACCGAUAUUAAUAACAAUUUUAAAUGGAUUAAAAGGUUGUUCUGCCUGUGAUCUGUCACAGAUGCUCGAUAGAUUUUACUUUAAUCUUUUUGCAUGUGUAGAGUUUAGUAUUAUUCACUUAUGAUUAAACAUGUUUCAUUUUUAAAUGAUUUAAAAGAUCACUCGUAUGUUAGUGCUUUUGUCAGCAUGUCUCAUUUCUGAAUAAAGAGGAGAAAGCAGCAUUCUGGAUAUGAACAUCUAAGCUGAUUGUAGCUCUACAUACUCUGAUAUUUGUUUUCUGCAUUAGAUGAAUGAUGUGAAGAUGAAAACAUUUGUAAUGGAGAUAAAUUGAAAGUGUGUAUGAGAGAGUUUACGUAUGUGGCAAUGUCCUUGCAAAUGUUUGUCAAAGGCAACAGUUUUCCAAUGUGUUUUUAUUUUAUAUAUAUACUGCAAAUGGUAAAUAAACUGAACUGAACAUAAAAACAGAUUUAUGUGAUUAAUUACU